UUUCACGCCAGAGGCUCGAAGUGGCCAUGAAGCAGUGUUAGUAGAUGAAAUGCUUUAUUUUAUGGGAGGUUCCAUCCAAAUACUACCCACAAAUCAAACAAAUCUAUCGGAUGAAGUAUUUUAUUUGAAUCUUUCUUCACAAUUUACCAUUGACAAUCCACCAUUUAUGGAUAUUACUAACACUUCCCGGAUGCCUUAUGGAAAUGAAAAAG
Dentiscutata erythropus is the source of this 212-nucleotide messenger RNA. NCBI's taxonomy places the organism in Eukaryota, Fungi, Glomeromycota, Glomeromycetes, Diversisporales, Gigasporaceae. The record is from the annotation of a GenBank genome assembly.